Messenger RNA from Fusarium odoratissimum NRRL 54006, 3081 nucleotides. RefSeq names its product xaa-Pro aminopeptidase. The transcript has 5 exons. The coding region runs from base 545 to 2503 and encodes 652 amino acids. Lineage: Eukaryota; Fungi; Ascomycota; Sordariomycetes; Hypocreales; Nectriaceae. Gene Ontology annotation, molecular function: metalloaminopeptidase activity. The record is from RefSeq and is a predicted model, not a curated record.
UUGACACCAACGGGCACUUCCCUGCUCUCGUGACGAGAAACUCAUCGACCUUUGAUUUCAGAGCUCGAUUCUCUGCAACUGAGGAUAACUUCAUCAGUGUCGUUUUUUUUUUGUUCGUGGGUAAUUGUGUUUGCGGCAUUUCCUCCCUGUGCAACAUCAAUUCGACUUGCACUAUCAAGGUAAGUGAGCCAAACCAACAAAAGAUCGUCCAAAGCAUGCAACUUAUCUGGGUCAUGACUCCAUCCCCAAGCCCCUCAUUAGCUGUCCUCCUCAUAAUUACGCUUCCCCGUGAUACUCAAACCUCACUCUUGUGUGAAUGUUUCCAGCCUUUGUCGAAUUGUCCUUCUGAGUUCUCAGAUUGCUCUCAUCAUAUCUCACCAGCCGCCUCUCAAAGAUUAAGAUAUCUCUUGUCACCGACCCUGUACUGACUCUUAUCUGUGAAGACCUUGAGUCCUGAGCUCCCAGUUCGCUCUAUUGCUUAUCUUCAAGCCUUGAGUGUAUUUAUCCCCAUUCGAGGUGUCCUGUUGCCUGCGUCUGAUUGUCAAUGCUUUUCCAGACUGCGACUUCACUCCUCCGUUCAGCUCCACGACGAUUAGCCGCAGCUUCACGCCUAUCCUCUCGCCGUUGGAUCUCAUCUGAAACAAUGACCAAGCUCGACACUACCUCCAGGCUCACCCGCCUGAGAGGCUUGAUGAAGGAGCGCAAUGUUCAUAUUUACAUUGUCCCUUCUGAGGAUAGCCACUCGUCUGAAUAUAUCGCAGAUUGUGAUGCCAGACGUGCUUAUAUCUCUGGGUUCACUGGUUCUGCUGGAUGUGCUGUUGUUACACUUGAGUCUGCUGCUCUUGCUACUGACGGUCGUUACUUCAACCAGGCCACAUCUCAACUCGAUAGCAACUGGACACUUCUUAAACAAGGCCUCCAAGACGUUCCUACAUGGCAAGACUGGUCUGCUGAGCAGUCUUCUGGUGGAAAGAAUGUUGGCGUUGACCCAACACUCAUCUCCGGUUCAACUGCCAAGAACCUUGCCGAGAAAAUCCGAAAGAAUGGCGGAGCUGAGCUUGUACCUGUUGAUGGAAACCUUGUCGAUCUGGUAUGGGAAGAUGAGCGUCCUUCUCGUCCCUCGGAACAAGUUAUCAUCCAGCCUGACGAGCUUGCAGGAGAGUCUGUCCUGAAUAAGCUCACCAAGGUCCGCCAGGAGCUGGAAAAGAAGCACUCCCCUGGUUUCUUAGUAUCCAUGCUGGAUGAGAUCGCCUGGCUGUUCAAUUUGCGCGGUAACGAUAUCCCUUACAACCCCGUCUUCUUCGCGUAUGCUACUGUUACCCCUGAUGCUGCUAAGCUUUACAUCGACGAAGCCAAGCUGGACGACAAGUGCCGCUCGCACCUCACCUCGAACAAAGUCGACAUCAAGCCAUACGAAGCUAUCUUCGACGAUGCCCAGGCACUGCACGCCGCUCAUGCUGAAAAGAGCAAGUCUGGCGACAAGGUUCCUACUGGCAACUUUCUCAUUUCCAACAAGGGCUCAUGGGCACUUAAGCGUGCUCUGGGAGGAGACUCUUCGGUCGAUGAAAUCAGAAGUCUAAUUGGCGAUGCCAAGGCCAUCAAGACUGAGGCUGAAUUGAAGGGUAUGAGGGAUUGUCAUGUGAGAGAUGGCGCUGCACUCAUCCAGUAUUUUGCCUGGCUUGAGGACCAGCUUGUAAACAAGAAGGCCACACUUGACGAGGUUCAAGCGGCCGACAAACUUGAAGAGCAUCGAAAAGAAAAGAAGGACUUUGUCGGCCUCUCAUUCCCCACCAUCUCCUCUACCGGUGCAAACGCUGCAAUCAUUCACUACGGCCCUGAGCGUGGCAACUGUGCCACUAUCGACCCUGAAGCUAUCUACCUUUGUGAUUCAGGAGCACAAUACCGCGAUGGUACCACGGACACCACUCGUACCUUGCACUUUGGAAAGCCUACAGAUGCAGAGAGGGAGGCGUACACUUUAGUUUUGAAAGGUCACAUCUCUUUGGAUCAAGCCAUUUUCCCUAAGGGAACCACAGGCUUUGCACUCGAUAGUCUGGCAAGACAACAUCUUUGGAAAAACGGGUUGGACUACAGGCAUGGUACCGGACACGGAGUUGGUUCAUUCCUGAAUGUCCAUGAAGGACCCAUUGGUAUUGGCACUCGUGUCCAAUAUGCUGAAGUAGCACUGGCUCCAGGAAAUGUGCUGUCAAACGAGCCCGGCUAUUACGAAGAUGGGAAGUACGGCAUCCGAAUAGAAAACAUGGUUCUCGUCAAGGAGGUCAAAGCCAAGCACUCCUUUGGUGACAAGCCGUUCUUGGGCUUCGAGUACGUGACGCUUGUGCCGUACUGCCGGAACCUGAUCGACACAACGCUACUCACGUCUGAAGAGAAGGAGUGGCUCAACACUUACAACGCAAAGGUUCUGGAGAAGACGCAAGAAUAUUUCGAGGGAGACAAUGUGACAUUGGCCUGGCUCAAGAGGGAGACCCAGCACAUUGAGUGAAGUAACGGAAUCGGCCUGAGCAAUACUAUAGACGUACGAAGGUAGCUAGGAUGAAUGUUACAAGAAACGACGCAGUGAAUAAUGGCCUUUCCUUGCUCUUGUUCCAUACCGAGCUAUUCUUCAAGAGCUUCUCGAUACCAAGAGUCCGAGGAAUAUCCAAACCCCAGCGAGAUGCGACCUGAAUACGUGAGACGACAUUGAGUGAGCCUAUUGGUAGAGGGUGACUUACAUGGAUGGAAAAGGCAAUUAAUCCAGUGAGAAGUGCGAGGGUGCGGGAAAAGAGGGCUACUACAACGCCGAUUCCAAAUCCUUGAGACAGACUGUGAGCUUCGAUUCAUAUGACACAAGGCGAAACCUCUAGAGGACGUCGGCGUGGAGGAGGCCCUGUAGCAAGUGUCGGGGCAUCACAACGGAUGACGGGUCGAGUUGCAAUGAAAGCUCCUACGCAAGUCGCAGGGGCAAUGCCUCGGCUCAUGGCCCGGAAGGCUACUCGAGAGUUGAAGGCUCGAUGCAUGUUCAUGGAAAUAGCUCGUUUUGAGAAUGAUAUAGCCAAUUGAUGAUAUGUAAUUGGGAAAGGA